UUUAUUUUUCAGGUAUUUCCAAUGUGGACAUUGAAGAGACAAAGUUUUAUCUUUUUAAAUAUGAUCUUAGUUUCUAGAGUCCUUGGGUUUCGAUGGUAUCCUAAAACUCUACCUUGUGAUGUCUCUCUCGAUAGCACAAACACCCAUGUGAUUGUGGAUUGCACAGACAAGCAUUUGACAGAAAUACCUGAGGGUAUUCCCACGAAUACCACCAACCUUACCCUUACCAUCAACCACAUACCAAGCAUCUCUCCAGACUCCUUCCAUAGGCUGAACCAUCUGGAAGAGCUUGAUUUAAGAUGCAACUGUGUACCUAUUCUACUGGGGUCCAAAGCCAAUGUGUGCACCAGGAGACUACAGAUUAGACCUGGGAGCUUUAGUGGACUCUCUGACUUAAAAUCCCUUUACCUGGAUGGAAAUCAACUUCUAGAGAUACCGCAGGAUCUUCCAUCAAGCUUACAGCUUCUGAGCCUUGAGGCUAACAAUAUCUUCUCCAUCACAAAGGAGAAUCUAACAGAACUAGUCAACAUUGAAUCACUCUACCUGGGCCAAAACUGUUAUUAUCGAAAUCCUUGCAAUGUUUCCUAUUCAAUUGAAAAAGAUGCUUUCCUAGUUAUGAAAAAUUUAAAGGUUCUCUCACUAAAAGAUAACAAUGUCACAGCUGUCCCCACCAUUUUGCCACCUAAUUUGCUAGAACUCUAUCUUUAUAACAACAUCAUUAAGAGAAUCCAAAAAGAUGAUUUUAAUAAGCUCAGCCAGUUGCAAGUUCUUGACCUAAGUGGAAACUGCCCUCGAUGUUAUAAUGUCCCAUAUCCAUGUACACCAUGUGAAAAUAAUUCUCCCUUACAGAUCCAUGACAAUGCUUUUGAUUCAUUAACAGAAUUAAAAGUUUUACGUCUACACAGUAACUCUCUUCAGCAUGUGCCUGCAAAAUGGUUUAGAAACAUGAGCAACCUCCAGGAACUAGACCUCUCCCAAAACUACUUAGCCAGAGAAAUUGAAGAAGCCAAAUUUUUGACUUCUCUCCCCAACCUUGUCCAGUUGGAUCUGUCUUUCAAUUAUGAGCUGCAGGUCUACCAUGCAUCUAUUACUUUACCACACUCACUCUCUUCAUUGACAAAGUUGAAAAAUCUGUAUAUCAAGGGAUACGUCUUUAAAGAGCUGAAAGAGUCCAGCCUUUCUGUAUUGCACAAGCUUCCCAAUCUAGAAGUUCUUGACCUUGGCACUAACUUCAUAAAAAUUGCUGACCUCAACAUAUUCCAACAGUUUGAAAACCUCAAAUUCAUAGACCUUUCAGUGAAUAAGAUAUCCCCCUCAGAAGAGUCAAGAGAAGUUGGUUUCUGUCCUAAUGCCCAAACUUCUGUAGACCAGCACGGACCCCAGGUCUUUGAGGCCUUACACUAUUUCCGAUAUGAUGAAUAUGCACGGAGCUGCAGGUUCAAAAACAAAGAGCCGCCUACUUUUUUGCCUUUGAAUGCAGACUGCCACACAUAUGGGCAGACCUUAGACCUAAGUAGAAAUAACAUAUUUUUUAUUAAACCCUCUGAUUUUAAGCAUCUUUCAUUCCUGAAAUGCCUCAAUUUGUCAGGAAACGCCAUUGGCCAAACUCUUAAUGGCAGUGAACUCCAGCCCUUGAGAGAGCUGCGGUACUUAGACUUCUCCAACAACCGGCUUGAUUUACUCUACUCAACAGCCUUUGAAGAGCUCCAGAAUCUGGAAAUUCUGGAUCUAAGUAGUAACAGCCACUAUUUUCAAGCAGAAGGAAUUACUCACAUGCUAAACUUUACCAAGAAAUUACGGCAUCUAGAGAAACUCAUGAUGAAUGACAAUGACAUCUCUACUUCAGCCAGCAGGACCAUGGAAAGUGAAUCUCUUCGCGUUCUGGAGUUCAGAGGCAACCAUUUAGAUGUUCUAUGGAGAGAUGGUGAUAACAGAUACUUGGACUUCUUCAAGAAUCUGCUCAACUUAGAGGAAUUAGAUAUCUCCAGAAAUUCCCUGAAUUCCUUGCCUCCUGGAGUUUUCGAGGGUAUGCCACCGAAUCUAACGACUCUCUCCUUAGCCAAAAAUGGACUCAAAUCUUUCUCUUGGGGUAGACUUCAGUUACUAAAGCAUUUGAAAAAUUUGGACCUCAGCCACAACCAGCUGACAACUGUCCCUGCGAGAUUGGCCAACUGUUCCAAAAGUCUCACAAAACUGAUUCUUAAUCAUAAUCAAAUCAGGCAGUUGACAAAAUAUUUUCUAGAAGAUGCUUUGCAAUUGCGCUAUCUAGACAUCAGUUCAAAUAAGAUCCAGGUCAUUCAGAAGACUAGCUUCCCAGAAAACGUCCUCAACAAUCUGAACAUGUUGCUUUUACACCGCAAUCGCUUUCUUUGCAACUGUGAUGCUGUGUGGUUUGUCUGGUGGGUUAAUCAUACAGAUGUUACUAUUCCAUACCUGGCCACUGAUGUGAUUUGUGCAGGUCCAGGAGCACACAAAGGUCAAAGUGUCAUAUCUCUGGAUCUAUAUACAUGUGAAUUAGAUCUCACAAACCUGAUUCUGUUCUCAGUUUCCAUAUCAUCAGUCCUCUUUCUUAUGAUAGUUAUGACAACAAGUCACCUCUUUUUCUGGGAUAUGUGGUACAUUUAUUAUUUCUGGAAAGCCAAGAUAAAGGGUUAUCAACAUCUGCAAUCAAUGGAGUCUUGUUAUGAUGCUUUAUUGUGUAUGACACUAAAAACCAGCCAGACAGAAUGGGGUUUGGAGAGCUGGCAGGUUAAAAUUGGAAGACCCAAGAGAAAAAAACACUUUAAUUUGUGUCUAGAAGAAAGAGACUGGCUACCAGGGCAGCCAGUUCUAGAAAACCUUUCCCAGAGCAUACAGCUCAGCAGAAAGACAGUGUUUGUGAUGACACAGAAAUAUGCGAAGACUGAGAGUUUUAAGAUGGCGUUUUAUUUGUCCCAUCAGAGGCUUAUGGAUGAAAAGGUGGAUGUGAUUAUCUUGAUAUUCUUGGAAAAGCCUCUUCAGAAGUCUAAGUUUCUUCAGCUCCGGAAGAGGCUCUGCAGCAGUUCUGUCCUUGAGUGGCCUACAAAUCCACAAGCUCACCCAUAUUUCUGGCAGUGCCUGAAAAAUGCCCUGACCACAGACAAUCAUGUGGCUUAUAGUCAAAUGUUCAAGGAAACAGUCUAGCUCUCUGAAGAAUGUCACCACCUAGGACAUGCCUGGGUAUCUGAUUUUUUUCAUAAAGGUUUCCAUAAAUGAAGGUCGGAUUUUUCCUAACAGCUGCCAUGGCUCAGAUUAGUGGGAAACCAUCAAUAUAUGGCAAAGAAAUUAGGAAGGGGAAACUGAUAGACGAUAACUUCUUUCUUCUUUCUGCAUGCUGCCACGCACAUUUAAAUAUCUCCCCCAGCUCAACUAUGAAAUGCUGUAUGAAGAAGGGUGCCUAGGAGGGAACACAGACUUUCAUUUAUCUGCAUGCAAUUGAGAAGAGGCACACAUCUACCCUUAAGAAGUACUAGUAUUUUCAGUAUUAGGUUAAAAAUUAUGCAAGUUCUAUCCCUGUGAUACUGAACUGUAUCAGAGUUCAAUGAAAUAAAAGCCCAGAGAACUUCUCGGCAAA
Rattus rattus (black rat) is the source of this 3592-nucleotide messenger RNA. It is a transcript of the gene Tlr7, whose product is annotated as toll like receptor 7. The record is from RefSeq and is a predicted model, not a curated record. Gene Ontology annotation, molecular function: pattern recognition receptor activity; protein binding. Lineage: Eukaryota; Metazoa; Chordata; Mammalia; Rodentia; Muridae. Gene Ontology annotation, biological process: defense response to virus; positive regulation of interleukin-6 production; toll-like receptor signaling pathway. Gene Ontology annotation, cellular component: plasma membrane. The transcript has a single exon. The annotation marks the transcript as partial.